UCCCCCAGGUCUUUCUACCUGCUAGCUUUCUCCCCGUCUCGCCUCUCGUAUUUCUUAAACGCAUCGUCCAAUCAUCGAUCGUCUCUUUUGGUCCGUCAAGACGCAGACCGCUCCUCGUUGUUUGAGCCAAAUUCGCCGCUCAUCUCGUCACGGUUUCCCGCCUGCAUUCGCCCGGUAAUCGGCCGAGAGAAAGAGGAGCAGGGCGAGAGACAGCUGGGGGACAGAGACCAGACCACUAACUCGCUCUGCAGUCCACCUGCCGCCUAUGUUGCGCACCACAGAUCCGCCCUUGUCGCGGCUCAUGCAGGUGUCGUUUGA
Molecule: messenger RNA, 318 nt
Organism: Colletotrichum orchidophilum
Lineage: Eukaryota; Fungi; Ascomycota; Sordariomycetes; Glomerellales; Glomerellaceae
Exons: 1
Source: RefSeq, a predicted model, not a curated record